AUGCUUAGCGGUACUUGUGUGCGGUUGGCCAUUGUGGCCGCCGUUUUCCUCAUCGCGGCAAUCUUCCUUGUUCCUCAACUUCCCAGUGUUGGCUACAACGUGCCCACCAACCUCAGCCACAACACCCCUACAACCGACAGCAAAGAUGCCUCGACCGGAACCGGAAAGCCGAACGAUCCUGCCGGUAAGCCCGCCGAGGGCGCAGAUGCGACUACCUCUCUUGCCGUCCCUGCCGCAUCGCUUGGCGCGACGGAGGUAAAGGGUUUACCCGCGAAGCCGACCUCUGGCUCGGUUCCAAACACGAAGACGGUCUCCAGGCUCGAAGCUGGUCAGAUCCUAUCUCCUUUCCGCCUCAUCUCUCCGAACGGCCGCUAUGAGCUUCGCCUUCUCGAUAGCGGAUCGCUGUCGCUCCUCGACAUGAAGACCGAUGCCGAGCUAUUCACCUCCGACACCGAGUACUACUGGCCCGUCACAUGGCAGGUAGAGCUUACCCAAGAGGGUGUGCUGAUGCUCUCCUGGGCUAACGAGACUGCCGCUCCGUAUGGAGCGACGCCAUGGAUAUCGAACCUCCUACCCGACUGCGCUUCCGUCGAGACCGGCGCCGAGAAGCCAGUCCUCGAGCUCCUGGACUCUGGCAAGCUACACGUCCGCUCUGGCAGCAAGACGACAUGCCUCCUACACCGCGCCGCCGAUGACAUGGGUCGACUUGCGAUUGUCUACACUGGAUUCUUACGCACAUAUAUGAAGACAUGCAAGGAGCAAAACAACAAGCUUGUCAAGACAUGGACUGGAAGCGGCGGGGUCGACAUCCACGUCUUUACGUACCUGGAGGAUGUGGAUCACGACGCCAGCGACCCAGGAGGAAAAGACAGCAUCAAGAAGCACCUCAAAUCCUGCUUCGGAGACGCUCUGAAGACGGUCGAGGUCAGGAAGCUAGAUGAAGUCAGAGAGAGUGCCGUAAAGCCUCCCGACGUGCUGGUCAAGGAGUGCGGUGAGGAUAAGCUGAACCACCAGCUCAGUCAGUGGAAAGCGCUGUACCUUGCCAGCCAACAGGUGCAGAGCUAUAUGAUCAAGGAGGGAGUUUCGUACGAUUACAUCUACAAGGGCCGUCUCGACCUACUCUACUGGGGCGACUCACCCGCGCUGUCAUCGCUGAAGGUGCCUGAAAAUGGCAUCCUCGCGCCCCGCGUCACCCUCGACUGGACUUGGUACGCAAUGCUUCACGACGGCGAGCUACGCGCGGGUGUCACCGACAUCACAGCUUUCGGCCGUCCCAACGCAAUGUUCACGUACCUCUCCCUAUAUCGCGAGUUCAUUCACAUGCGAACACUGGAGAAGGAGACAGCAAAGUGGAAGGGCUUCAAUACCAAGACUAGGGAGAAGAAGCCCGAGGGCCAGGAGGGAUGUACACCGGAGGGAAUACUGGCUUAUUGGCUCCGGAUUAAUGGCAUCGCCGUGAAGACGGACUGGCGGUUCAAGAUGGGCCUAUUGCGCAGUGAUGGAAAGGUUAUCUUUACUUGCCCUGAGGGCAGGGGCUGGCUGUGUCCCGGAUUCAUUCCGCAGGUCCACGAUGAUGGGACAUUGUUUUGA
Colletotrichum spaethianum is the source of this 1590-nucleotide messenger RNA. RefSeq lists its product as uncharacterized. Lineage: Eukaryota; Fungi; Ascomycota; Sordariomycetes; Glomerellales; Glomerellaceae. The transcript has a single exon. The coding region runs from base 1 to 1590 and encodes 529 amino acids. The record is from RefSeq and is a predicted model, not a curated record.